Messenger RNA from Oryzias latipes (Japanese medaka), 4450 nucleotides. Its product is annotated as cadherin-2. Gene Ontology annotation, cellular component: postsynaptic specialization membrane; apical part of cell; adherens junction. Gene Ontology annotation, biological process: cell migration; adherens junction organization; calcium-dependent cell-cell adhesion. NCBI's taxonomy places the organism in Eukaryota, Metazoa, Chordata, Actinopteri, Beloniformes, Adrianichthyidae. The record is from RefSeq and is a predicted model, not a curated record. Gene Ontology annotation, molecular function: calcium ion binding; beta-catenin binding; cadherin binding.
CUGGGAGGAGGAGGAGCGCCUCGUGCCAUCAUCAUCCUCCUCCUCCUCAUCAGUCGCAGAGGAGCAGAUGAGGUGUUGGCAGCCGUCGCAGGACGCCUCGGUGGUGGAGAUGAGCGCGCUCGGCGUGUGGAUGCUGACGGCGGUGGCUCAGGUCCUAGUCUUGGUUGGUGAGGCUGAGCAAUCAGUCCUUUGCAGACGGGGGUUUAUACAAGAUGACUACUUCCUGGAACUUGAUGCAGAGCUGGCUGAGGGACGACCUGUCCUCAACGUGACGUUCAGGGGCUGCAGUGGAGGAAGAGUGGGGCUGAAGGUGGAAAACUCCCCUCAUUUCUCUGUCAAUGAUGAAGGUGUAGUCUUCACUCUUCAUCAUCUUUACCUGCUGGAGAAGACCCAGUUGGUGAUUUGUGCUCAAGACCUGCAGUCUGGACACGUGUGGAAAACCAGAGUCCAUCUCCAGAUUCAUCCAAACGGCAACAGCAGCCCACUGCAGACAAACCCCAGUGAUGCAACACUGGCUGAACAAGUACCAGAGAUCUUGAUUCCAUGGCGCAGCGUAGUAUCCAAGGGAGAUGGGACUCUACGGCGAGUGAAGAGGGACUGGGUAAUUCCACCCAUCAAUGUCCCAGAAAACUCCAGAGGACAGUUCCCCGAGGAUCUAGUCAGGAUUAGGUCAGACCGGGACAAAAACCGGAUGCUCCGCUAUAGCGUGACGGGCCCUGGGGCUGACCAGCCUCCAACUGGUAUCUUCAUCAUUAACUCCAUCUCAGGCCAGCUGUCAGUCACCAAACCUCUGGACAGAGAACACAUCUCCAACUUCCACCUGCGAGCCCAUGCUGUUGACAUGAAUGGGAAUCAAGUGGAGAACCCCAUUGAUGUCAUCAUUAAUGUCAUUGAUCAGAACGAUAACAGACCAGAGUUUCUGCACAACGUCUUCAAUGGUUCUGUACCUGAGGGGUCCAAACCUGGAACCUUUGUCAUGACUGUGACGGCAGUGGACAAGGAUGAUCCAAAAACCGCAAAUGGGAUGGUGAGAUACAGGAUCCUCUCCCAAAGUCCCAUGAGCCCAUCGUCCAACAUGUUUACCAUCAACAACCGGACUGGAGACAUCAUCACAGUCGCAGCAGGCCUGGACCGAGAGAAAGUCCCGCAGUACACCCUCAUCCUCCAGGCUACAGAUAUGGAGGGAAACCCAAUGUACGGCCUUUCCAAUACCGCCACCGCUGUCAUCAGGAUCACCGACGUCAACGACAACCCCCCGGAGUUUACAGCUGACAGAUUCUUCGGAGAAGUACACGAGAACCGAGUAAAUGUGAUUGUUGCCAACCUGACUGUGACGGACAAAGACCAGCCCCACACACAGGCCUGGAGCACCAUCUACCGCAUCAUUUCUGGAGACCCCACAGGACGCUUCUCCAUCUCCACCGACCCUGCGUCCAAUGAGGGCUGGCUCACUAUUGUCAAGCCUGUGGAUUUUGAACAGACCCGUUCCUUCACGCUCAACGUUCAAGCAGAGAACGAGGCGCCUCUGGCCCCCGGCAUCCAGCUCUCUCGUCAGUCAACAACAGUAGUUUCCGUUCAUGUCCUGGACGUCAACGAGAGUCCAGAGUUCAGCCCCAAUCCCAAAUCCAUCAAGCUGGAGGAAGGUCUGCCUGCUGGGACACAUCUGACCACCUUCACUGCCCAGGAUCCAGACCGCUUCAUGAGGCAGACUAUCCGGUACUCAAAGGUCUCUGAUCCUGCUAACUGGCUUAAGAUUGACUCUGUAAAGGGAGAGAUUUCAACCACAGCAGUCCUGGAUCGAGAGUCUCCAUUUCUCAGAAAUGACUACUAUAAUGCUACUUUCAUCGCCUUUGAUGAUGCCAACCCCCCUGCCAGCGGAACAGGGACUCUUCAGAUUUUCCUCAUGGACAUCAACGACAACGCGCCUCACGUUUUUCCUCCGGAGGUAGAAAUGUGCGAGACGCCAGAUCCUAAUGCCAUCAACAUCACAGCCAGCGAUUCCGACCUCCGACCCAAUGCUGGACCCUUUGCUUUUGAGCUGGCAAACCGUCCGCAGGACGUACGUCACAACUGGACCCUCAGUCGCCUCAGUGGGGAGCAUGUACAACUGCGACUUAAGAUAGGCGCCUUGGCCAGUGGGAUCUAUCAGGUUCCAAUCAUGAUCACGGAUUCUGGCCACCUGCCCAUGUCAAAGAAGUCCUUCCUGAAGGUCAAGGUCUGCCCGUGUGAUCACCAUGGUGACUGUGUGGACAUGGAGAGAAUCAUGGCCAUGGGACUGGGCACUGGGGCCAUCAUCGGCAUCCUCCUCUGCAUCAUCUUACUGUUGGUGCUGGUGCUGCUGUCUGUGAUGUGGAUGAAGAGGAGGGAUAAGGAGAGGCAGGCCAAGCAGCUCCUCAUCGACCCCGAGGAUGACGUCCGGGACAACAUCCUCAAAUAUGAUGAGGAGGGGGGUGGAGAAGAGGACCAGGACUACGACCUGAGCCAGCUGCAGCAGCCGGACGCCCUGGAGGCAGAAUGCAUCAAAGUGGGGAUCAGACGUCUAGAUGAGAGGCCCCUCCAUCACGAUCACCAGUACCCCCUUCGCUCUGCUGCCCCCCAGCCGGGGGACAUAGGAGACUUCAUCCACGAGGGAAUGCAGGCGGCAGACAACGACCCCACUGCCCCCCCAUAUGACUCCCUGCUGGUGUUCGACUACGAGGGCAGCGGCUCCUCUGCCGGCUCCCUGAGCUCCCUAUAUUCCUCCAGCUGUGGGGACCAAGAUUACGAUUACCUUGGCGACUGGGGGCCGCGAUUCCGCAAGCUGGCAGACCUUUACGGUGGAGGCCACGAUUAGCCCCCUCCCACCAGCAAGAGCCACUAUCCCCAAGUUAGCGUGACGGUGGAUGGAGCCGGACAAACUGAAAGGAGAACCUCUGCAUUUCCACUGGACUGCUUGUCAGGAGACUGGAUGCAGCUUUGGGAGGUGCAGCUUUGGCGAGCCGGGAGUCUUCUGGACAAGGUUUGAGCAGAUGCAAGUCACCAGAGCGCCAUCGCUCUGACGGACGACCGCUGUGACAGCCAUGCUAAAGAUGCUCAUCAACACUUGAAUCUUACAGUACAGCUGGUCAAAUGUGCCUUUGUACAUUCUUUCAGUUGUGUUUCAGUUGUGUUGCGUUAAAGCUCCCAGAGUUUUGCAGCAGCUGGAGGAGCACUUUGCCAUGACGGUGUGUGUGUGUGUGUGUGUGUGUGUGUGUGUGAGUUUGGUUUCCACUGCAUUCCUUGAAUGUGUCCGUGAGAACGAAUGUGAUUCACAUCCAACACACUGGAUGGAUAAUCCUAAAGGGCAAAGUCUAAACGUAAAUGCCUUGGACGAUCCAACCAGCAGACAUCUGUCUUCAUGCAGCUCUGGGUCACAGGGGUCAGAGGUCACCGCUCAUGGAAAUGUUCAGCUGAGGGAUUUACUUCAAUGUUCCGUUUUUGUUGGCACUGAAAACUGUUUGAAUUUGUUCAUCAGAAUUGUCUAAACUAAUUUAAGCCUUAAAAUGUGAGAUUAUUGGUUUUAGGUUAACUGUUAAAUAAAGUAAAAUAUUAUUUGAAGAAAAAAAUGUGCCUGCAUAUGAUUUCUAAUUAAACUCGUGAAAAAUCCUGCCGUCUUAACUUUUUCCUGGUUCUUUUGUGUGAAACCCAUGAAAGAGAUGUUUUUUAUAGGUUUGACUUCUUAAAACCAAACGUUCAAACCAUUUGAGUCCAGUAAACCAGAAUCUUCUCACUCAGCGGUGAGGUUGAAGCCGCUGUAAUAGUCUGUAAACAAACGUUCUCCAGGUUUCUCUGCUCAUCAAAAACAGGAAUUCAUUCAUCAAUAAAAACACGUCUUGUAAUGCUCCAAAGGAGGUGUAAAUGCAGAAUAAUACAACACAACAGUAAAUGUUUGGAAAUUGAACCCUGAGAGUCCGAUUGAAGCAUCUUCAGUGACUCUGCAGGAGAACGAGGUCUGGCCCGUUUAAAGUAUUUAAUUUAUUGCUAAAUCGUCCUGGACGAAGACAAAGUGCAUUUGGAGGUUUUCCACUGAUUUCAGGCAAAACUAGCUUUUACACUAAAUGUAAACACACUAAUGUGUGAAGAUGAGCUGAACUGCUGCUGCACACACAUCGGGAUGGAGCUCAGACCCAGAGCUGUUCACAGCAGCACUUUUUUGCUUCUUGGGUUUUCUCAGACUUCAUCAGACGUGUACAGUAAUGCUAGAGUUUAGACUUUGGUUGCUAAUAAUGGACGUCCUCGGUUGUUUUGUAGCAGACUGAUGGGGUUCAUGACCACCCAGGCCUCAUUUCUGCUGCUGUGUUCUCUGGCCAGCUACAAACUGAGACAUGUACAGAUUGUGAGUUUUCUCUCUUUGCUGUGGCAUAUAAAAAGCUAUGUAAAUGUGUCAUUUGGAUCACAAAAUAAAAUGGUUUUGCAUGUUUGUAUCUUUUCA